Molecule: messenger RNA, 2241 nt
Organism: Ornithodoros turicata
Lineage: Eukaryota; Metazoa; Arthropoda; Arachnida; Ixodida; Argasidae
Product: probable serine carboxypeptidase CPVL
Exons: 4
Coding region: 463-1962 (499 amino acids)
Biological process (GO): proteolysis
Molecular function (GO): serine-type carboxypeptidase activity
Source: RefSeq, a predicted model, not a curated record
GACACCACCUGCUGUACCGUGAUGGAGGGUUUCGCCUUCUGAGGUUUUCACGUAUACGGAUCUGUCUCGCAAGAAGUCUGAGAUCCACCCAAGGGCUCUCCCCGUGACGUCCAUAGUAAAAAGCCCAUGAAGCACGUGAUUGUGACUUGUGAUGUCACAGGCUCGCUUGACAUCCAGAAAAACGGCAACCGUCAGGAGGCCGUGAGCACUAGCCUGUUCCACGUGGGAUACUACAUUAAUCACGCAGUCCAUCGUGCUACGUCCCCGUCUAAAGCCAGCCUUCGCUGGAUACAGAAGGCUCCGGGAUUCCAGGAACCAGUCGAGGCAGUUCCGGAUUAGCCUUUCAACAAGUUUGCAGAGACAGCUAGUGAGGCUGAUGGGCCGAAGCGAUGCCAGUUCUCUUGGUGACUUUCCUGGUUUCAGCACCGGGAUUACGCGGGCAGUCUUCCACAUGUCAGAAACAUGGAAGCCUACUUCAAGCAGCUUCUGACCGAUGACUUCAACAAAGAGGCUGUUUACCUGACGCAGUGCAUGAAGAAGAGCGGUAUUGAAGCGGCAAAGAGAAAGAGCAAAGUGUCAUUGUUUGAAGCUGUCGCCGGGGUUGAAGCAUACUCUGGAUACAUCACCGUAGACAAGACGUACAACAGCAACUUUUUUUUUCUGUACACAAAAACAAAGAACGGUAAUGGCAAUACACCGAUAAUCCUGUGGCUUCAAGGUGGUCCAGGGAAGUCCUCCCUGUUCGGACAAUUUUUGGAAAAUGGCCCCGUCGGAAUCAACGGCAGUGGACACUUCUAUGCAAGAGAGCAGAAUCUACAGGCACAAUUUGAUGUGCUGUACUUGGACCAACCGAUUGGCUCUGGCUAUAGCUUCACGAUGAAUACAACGGGAUAUUCGACACGCCUUGAACAUAUCGUGAAGAACAUCAUGAACUUCCUGAAACAAUUUGGGAAUCUAUUUUUAAAAGAUGAGCGUGAUUUUUACGUAGCCGGUGAAGGAUUCGGUGCAAGGGUUGCUGUGGCAUUAUCGCAUCACCUCAUCGAAGCGAAGAAACGUAAAAAAGCAGAGUUGCCUCUCCGCUUGCAAGGGACUAUAUGUGGCGCUGGUCAUUUCGGCCCCGUUCUUCCCGAAAGGGACGUUUCUGACCUCUACCACGAGGCGGGACUCCUCGACCUCAUCGGUUACGACCAAGCGAAACACAACUUCGAGAGUGCUUCUCACCUAAUUGAGACUCAUCAGGCACUACAAUCAUAUGUACUUGUACGUCAGACCUCUAAGUUUCUAGAAAAGUUUACUGGUGCAGAAUAUGACGGAAAUAUUCUACAGCCAUCCAUUCCCCCAGAGCACAAGUACUUCUACAAACUCUGUCAAAGUAAAGAAUUUAAAGUGAUGUUCCACGUCGGCUUGCAGGCCACCUUCAGCACAAUGUCAUCAAUAGUGACUACAUUUCUUAGCGAAGAUUAUACCAGAGAUUUGUCCGACUUACUAAGCAAAGUGCUUAAUAGUGAUCUAAAGGUUCUGGUGUACCUCGGACAGUUGGACCCUCUUCUAUGUAUGCCUUGUAGCGAGAACUUCUUUCGCAGUCUGAAAUGGGACUGUGCUGAAGCAUUUAACACAGCCCUUAGCAAUUUCUGGAGGCUGGAACCAGACGACGAUGACUUUGUUGGCUAUAUUAGGUCUAUUAGAACUUUCACGUUCCUCAUCCUAAAAAAUGUCGGACACUAUCCUGGCUUCGAUCGCGCCGACGUGGUACAGAAAAUGAUGGACAAUUUUGUUUUAGAUCAGCAAUUUCAUCAGGAUCGGGAUAUGGGAGAGUUAAUGAAGCUGUUUCAAAGCAAUCCCCUACCAUCAGCAACAAGGGCAAUAAUAAAUCCGCUCUGUUAUGGAGACAGAACUAGCAAAGUGAAGGAUGCUCCCCUGACGAAGGAUACUGAAUUUAAUUUGAAGCUUCAUGUUUCGUAGAUCGUCUAUUUUAUAACGAUUAUCACGGCUUUUAAUGCAUAUCAUCCAGUUAAAUAUACGUAUCUACUUUCUUCAUAAUGCUGCCUGUAUAAAAAGCUGAUAUGACCACCAUUAUUGGAAAUACGUGCGCCGUGAAUACAGGCCCAUUUUCUUGUGCUUCUGCACUUAGGUUUAGACCAUACAACUGUCUACCACUAUUGUACUUUCAAAUAAAGCUGUGCUGUUGCGAGCAGAGUGUAUGUGUUUAUAUGUUGCUCCGCCUGUUUCCACGCGCGCGCG